AUGCAUCUACGCGCGCCAUCGCCAGGCGGCGGUGACGCUGAGUCAGGCGCCGCAACUUCGGGCACGGGUUUGGAGACCGCAACAACCAGUGCUCACCAAGCGUCAGCGAACGCCGACGUCUCUGGCAUGCGCGAGGCCCCCCGGUCUCCGGUCCCGGUUUUGGGUAUCGUCUACGACGGGAAAGAGGCCCGGUGA
Peronospora matthiolae is the source of this 195-nucleotide messenger RNA. The record is from the annotation of a GenBank genome assembly. Lineage: Eukaryota; Oomycota; Peronosporomycetes; Peronosporales; Peronosporaceae.